CAGAUUUAAGACACAUGCUUCUGCACGCUUCCAUGAGGGUUGUGAAAAAGUUUGAAUCCAGAAUCGGGUUCCCGCCUCUGUAGCUGCAGACAUUGGUGGCCGCACCACCUCCUUACAAAGCAACUAGAACCUGGGGCAGAGGGUGGAGAGAGAUUUUGUUAAUUUGCUGGACAUGAAAUGGAUUUAGAGUGCUUUCUCAUUUCAAGUGGAAGACAUGUCCACCUCCUGAUUAUUUUUGGAGCAUGAGAACAUUUACAAUUCUUUUCAUCUCUCUCCCCCCAUAAGAUUGUGCAAAAACGUACCUUGACUAAUUGAAGUCGUUUCGUUGGAUUUUGAUCACAACUGAUUGUUUGUUUUCCAUGUGAAGUCUUGGGGUUUCGAACUUUCCUUCUGGAGGAUGCCUUUUGAAACAGUUUUCUCUAGCUGCCUGAUGUCAUCUGCUUGGUAAUCAGUGGAUAUUGAAAUAUUCAAAAUGUACAGACAGUGGGCAGUGGUGAAUAUUUUUAUGAUGUCUUAUCUGCAGUUGGUGCAGGGCUCCAGUUAUGAACAUGGACCAGUGAAGCGGGCAUCUCAGUCAAUGUUAGAACGGUCUGAACAACAGAUUAGGGCAGCUUCUGGUUUGGAGGAACUGCUGCGGAUCACGCACUUUGAGGACUGGAAGCUGUGGAGAUGCCGGCUGAAGCUCAAAAGUUUUACCAGCACAGACACUCGCUCUGCAUCCCACCGGUCCACCAGGUUUGCGGCAACUUUCUAUGACAUUGAAACACUGAAAGUCAUAGAUGAAGAAUGGCAAAGAACCCAGUGCAGCCCUAGAGAGACGUGCGUGGAGGUUGCCAGCGAGCUGGGGAGGAGCACCAACACGUUCUUCAAGCCUCCCUGUGUGAACGUGUUCCGGUGUGGCGGCUGCUGCAAUGAAGAGAGCCUCAUCUGUAUGAACACGAGCACCUCGUACAUUUCCAAACAGCUCUUUGAGAUAUCAGUGCCUUUGACAUCAGUACCUGAAUUAGUGCCUGUUAAAGUUGCCAACCAUACAGGUUGCAAGUGCUUGCCAACGGCUCCCCGCCAUCCAUACUCCAUUAUCAGAAGAUCCAUCCAGAUCCCAGAAGAAGAUCAUUGUUCCCAUUCCAAGAAACUCUGUCCUAUUGACAUGCUGUGGGAUAGCAACAAGUGUAAAUGUGUCUUACGGGAGGAGAAUCCACUCCCUGGGAUGGAAGACCAUUCUCAUCUCCAGGAACUGGCUCUCUGUGGGCCACAUAUGAUGUUUGAUGAAGAUCGUUGCGAAUGUGUCUGUAAAACUCCCUGUCCCAGAGAUCUCAUCCAGCACCCAGAAAACUGCAGUUGCAUUGAAUGCAGAGAGAGUCUGGAGAGCUGCUGCCAGAAGCACAAGAUAUUUCACCCAGACACCUGCAGCUGUGAGGAUAGAUGCCCCUUUCACAGCAGAACAUGUGCAAAUGGAAAACCAGCAUGUGCAAAGCAUUGCCGCUUUCCAAAGGAGAAAAGGGCUGCCCAUGGGCUCCAGGGUCGAGAAAAUCCUUGAUUCAACUUUGUUCUCGAGUUCCCCAUCUUGUCAUUUUAAACAGCAUUCUGCUUUGCCAAGUUGCUGUCACUGUUUUUUUCCAGAUGUUAGAAAAAAAUCUGUUUUACAUAGUACCAUGGUGAAUCCAGACCAACCUUCCAUUAAACACUAGCUGAGGAUUCCCUGGUUCACUGACAGAUGUCUUCUAACUGAAGAUGCCUCCGCACAACAAAGAAUGGAGAGGAGGAAACCUCUAUAACCCUUUUUUUUUUUGGUGAAGGAAAAAGGUUUGAUCAUCAUGGAAUGACAGGUGCCCUGUGACUGAUUACUCAGAGCAGACGAGGCAAUUCGCAUAGUCUCCGAGUCCUUUGCUAAUUGCAACUGUCUUGUGAAUUAUUCUGAUUCUCUUAUGCAGAUUUUGAUUUGUAUGAUCAGCACUGAUUUUCUGAUUACUGUCCAGCUUUUAGUUUUGAGUUUACAGAACUACUGUCUGUUGUUUCAUAUUUAAGCGUAUUUAAAGAAAAUAAACACCAUUAUUCAA
This is a messenger RNA of Equus quagga, 2057 nucleotides long. RefSeq names its product vascular endothelial growth factor D (gene VEGFD). NCBI's taxonomy places the organism in Eukaryota, Metazoa, Chordata, Mammalia, Perissodactyla, Equidae. Gene Ontology annotation, molecular function: vascular endothelial growth factor receptor 3 binding; growth factor activity; chemoattractant activity. The transcript is spliced from 7 exons. The record is from RefSeq and is a predicted model, not a curated record. The coding region runs from base 473 to 1537 and encodes 354 amino acids. Gene Ontology annotation, cellular component: membrane. Gene Ontology annotation, biological process: sprouting angiogenesis; vascular endothelial growth factor signaling pathway; response to hypoxia.